This is a messenger RNA of Paramacrobiotus metropolitanus, 1144 nucleotides long. Its product is annotated as mpv17-like protein 2. Bases 241 to 810 code for a protein of 189 amino acids. NCBI's taxonomy places the organism in Eukaryota, Metazoa, Tardigrada, Eutardigrada, Parachela, Macrobiotidae. The record is from RefSeq and is a predicted model, not a curated record. Gene Ontology annotation, biological process: mitochondrial ribosome assembly. Gene Ontology annotation, cellular component: cytoplasm; membrane. The transcript has 4 exons.
GUCUUCAAAAUUAUUUUGAUGUUUUACAGUUUUAUUUAUCUCCGUUUUCUCUCAUAUUAUCCAGAAUUGUCGUUUUGUUUGUCGGGAAAUUUCCGGAUAUUUGAUGCAGUUUUAUUCAUAGCAGGGCCGCCGUCACUGGACAUCCUGGUAUCGAACUGAAAAGCGGAAAAGCAUACACCUUUCUGCAUUGUUCGCAGCUGGCGAAAACUUGCUGUUUAUAUCUUUUGACGUUGUUUCACUAUGGUUGCGCUGCGGUUCCUACAGCAGGCCAACAGGUUCUUCUUCGAGCGGCAUUUACUUAUUACCAAUACUUUGUUGGGUGGUGGUUUAAUGGGAUUAGGCGACAUCAUUCAGCAGACGCUUGAAAUUAAGAUUUUCCAGAAAGCCGAACACUAUGACUGGUCGCGAACAGGACGCAUGGGAGCGACAGGAUUUUUGCUGGGUUCGUUAGGCCAUGGUUGGUAUAAAAUUCUCGACCAGAAAUUACCCGGUGCCGAUCGGACAACGGUGAUCAAGAAAGUCUGCUAUGAUCUCUUUGUUGCCGGACCCGGAUUUGCUUGGCUGUUUUUCUGGGGUGUCGGCGUAUUGGAGAAGCGGAGUUUGAAAGAGAUCUGGAGUGAAUUCAAAGUGAAAUUCCCAUAUGUCUUCGCCUUUGACUGUCUUCUGUGGCCGCCGGCACAAGCCGUCAAUUUUUAUUAUCUUCCCCCACGCUACCGCAUGGUCUAUGUGGAGGCUGUCAUUUUGUUCUGGAAUAUUGUGAUGUCCUAUAUCAAACACACGAAUCUCGCCCCGAUCGCGUCAAAAUUGUGAUUUUUGGAUUUCAAAUUGGAAAAUGUUGUUAUAUCUGAAUUUUUGUUUCGUUUCUGCACGGAGCAUAUGCUCUUAUCGGCAGCACCAUGACAUGUGCAACUGCAUUCCGUUGUUAAAACGUUAACGUGUUGUCUGAUGUUGAAAUAUCCAUCGUGAUUGUCACUUGACAGUAAAGAAUAGAAUAUUGCAGAAAUUCACCACUGUUCGGUUCUUUUCUUCGACCUAAACUGUGCAUUUAUUUUAAUACUGAUCCCGGUAUUUGCUAUUUUGUUGCAAAUCUCGCAAUAGGUUUAUGCGGUCGCAUUAUGUUUUCAGUCUCUCAUAAAUUGCAGCU